Paramecium pentaurelia is the source of this 480-nucleotide messenger RNA. The record is from the annotation of a GenBank genome assembly. Lineage: Eukaryota; Ciliophora; Oligohymenophorea; Peniculida; Parameciidae.
AUGAAAAAAAAUUUUCAGGCGGAGAUGUAAAAAAAUUUUAUAAUUAUUGCUCUCUAAUAAUAGUAAUUAUUACUUUUUGGGAUUUAUGCGAAAUAGGAGAAAAAUAAGAAAAUAUAAGAGAAAAUUUAAAAAUGCUAGGAUAAUAUAAAAUUAAUUUAGUGUUGUUUUUUGAGAAGAAUGAUUCUUCUGAGAUCAUUUGUUAGCAAAUUGAUGAAAUUAUCCCUAAAUCAGAAUCAUAAAAUAUCAUUUUACAAGAAAAUCACUAUCUUAAUAAUAUAUAUGAAUGAAGAGUAUGAUGGAGAUAUAUUUGAAAUUGAAAUCUUGAAAGAUUAUUAUAUCGCAUAUUCCUAUAAUUUUUAUAAAUAAGCAAUAAAACUAAUAUAAGAUAGCAAAAUUUCUCAAGGAUUAUAUCCAGAUUAUUAUUCUGCAUUAGCUUAAUUUGCACUAAAAACAGUAAAAGAAACCAUAAAAAAAAUUUGA